CUCCUCCCUUAUUUGUCAUGUGAGCAGCCUUGAAUAGUGAAGACAGAGGAAAAGUCAGUGUCAGUCGAGCAGGACCGUUCACUGAAGUUCACUGGAUUUUCACAGCGGUAACAUAAUGACUCUACCUGUGACUUUUCUCUUGCUGAUGUUCGCCUGGACCAUGUGUGUGUGGGCUGACACAGAAAGGAUAAGAGAGAAACGUGCAUGUAUUAUUGAUUCUUUUUCUAUCGAAGAAGAACACCGUGGGCCUUUUCCAUAUAAACUCGGCAAGAUUGAACUUGAUAGGAAGUAUUUAGUUCAUUUUGAGCUCUUUGGCGAGGGUGUGGACAAAGAUCCGAAAAAUAUUCUGAAAAUUAAUCGCGAAACAGGUGAAAUUGAUGUACUUGCAAAGGUGGAUUAUGAAGCUAUGGACAGCAGAAAAGCUCUCAAUCUCCAAUUUGAAGCAAUAAAUCAAUCCAAUAAUGAAGUGGACACGAGGCUCGGAGUUGAGAUCAAGAUACUGGAUAUAAAUGACAACCCCCCAGAAUUUAAACAAACAAAUUAUGAUGUCAAUUUGGAGGAAUCACAACAGCAGGAGAAACGCAUUAUGGUAGUGUUGGCAGAUGAUCACGACAACUCGAGAACCCCCAAUGGAACUUUCUCUUUGACAAUCAAAUCUGUCACGCCACAAACUGACAACGUUGAGUUUUAUCUCAAACAGUAUGACGAUACAGGGACUAUUUAUUUCAAUGGCUGCUUGGACUACGAGAAAGCUCACAAAUACAAGAUUCUGGUUGAGGCGAAAGACCACGGAGAGAAGGUACAGCUGUCGAGCACAGGCACAGUGACAGUCUGGAUUAAUGACAAAAACAAUCAUCUUCCAGAGUUCACCGGCCAAACCGGCACUGGGAAAGUAAAAGAGCGAGAGAUUGGCACAGAAGUUUUACGACUUCAAGUAACAGAUAAAGACAGUAAUGGUACAGACGCCUGGAAAGCUAAAUACACAAUCUAUGGAGAUACGAAAAACAAUUUUAAAAUCAAAACAGACCCAGCUACGAACGAAGGGAUUUUAACCGUUGUUAAGCCAAUUGACUACGAGGAGCAAAAAUAUCAAAAUCUGUCCAUCAGUGUGCAAAACGAAGCUCCUUACUUCUCCUGUAAGAUUAAGAACCGCACACUGAAUGCAUUGGGAAGGUGGGAACUAGAAAGAUUUUCUGAAAACCCUGAAAAAAGUGAACCAAAACUUUACAAGUCCAUUCCAGUGACCAUUCAUGUUGAAGACGUCAACGAUCCUCCGGUAUUUAUACCACCGGAAAAAAGUAUUGUGGUAUCGGAGAACUUAGAUGUAGGAAUCCAUCUGACCACCAUGACGGCUAAAGAUAUGGACGUAGGCCACGAUAACACAUUUAAAUUUGUUGUAGGGGAAGAUCCUGCUGGAUGGGUAACCAUUCAUCCGAAGACUGGACUAAUAUCCUCAGCUAAAGUUUUGGACAGAGAAUCAGAAUAUGUAAAUGGCAGCACCUAUAAAGUAAUCCUGUAUGCUGUUGAUAACGGUCAACCACCGCUGACUGGCACAGGGACUGUAUUUAUUAACCUGAGAGAUCAAAAUGAUAACGUGCCAAUAUUGACUGUGGAUCAUGUUAACAUAUGUCUGAACAAGGAGCCCACAAUGGCCAACAUAGACCGAUGAGGACACUGUCAAAUUUUUUUAUAAUUGUGAAUGUUAUAAAGAAGCUCUUUUGUCCUUAAUUUUCAUUGGACCCCAUUAACCAUACUUUGUUUUCUUAUGGUAACAUUGCAUUAACUUUUUUACCUUUUUGACAAAAAAUAUUUUUUACUUUGCUUUUUUUAAAGUUUAUAAAAAGGAAAAUUAC
Molecule: messenger RNA, 1853 nt
Organism: Misgurnus anguillicaudatus (oriental weatherfish)
Lineage: Eukaryota; Metazoa; Chordata; Actinopteri; Cypriniformes; Cobitidae
Source: RefSeq, a predicted model, not a curated record